AUGUUGAUUUUAGAGUUACAAGCCUUUUCCUGCUUCUUCCCAGCCAGGUCUCUAGACAAACUUUAUAACUUUGCUGAUUGUUCUGGACUCCACCUGAUAUUUGCUCUAAAUGCACUGCGUCGUAAUCCAAAUAACUCCUGGAACAGUUCUAGUGCAUUGAGUCUGUUGAAGUACAGUGCGAGCAAAAAGUACAACAUAUCUUGGGAACUGGGUAAUGAGCCAAAUAACUAUCGAACCAUGCAUGGCCGGGCAGUAAAUGGCAGCCAGUUGGGAAAGGAUUACAUUCAGCUGAAGAGCUUGUUGCAGCCCAUCCGGAUUUACUCCAGAGCCAGCUUAUAUGGCCCUAAUAUUGGGCGACCCAGGAAGAACGUCAUCGCCCUCCUAGAUGG
This is a messenger RNA of Hyaena hyaena (striped hyena), 389 nucleotides long. RefSeq names its product inactive heparanase-2-like. Lineage: Eukaryota; Metazoa; Chordata; Mammalia; Carnivora; Hyaenidae. Gene Ontology annotation, molecular function: hydrolase activity, acting on glycosyl bonds. The annotation marks the transcript as partial. The transcript has 2 exons. The record is from RefSeq and is a predicted model, not a curated record. Gene Ontology annotation, cellular component: extracellular matrix; membrane.